Messenger RNA from Macrosiphum euphorbiae (potato aphid), 1134 nucleotides. NCBI's taxonomy places the organism in Eukaryota, Metazoa, Arthropoda, Insecta, Hemiptera, Aphididae. The record is from the annotation of a GenBank genome assembly.
AUGAAAGACUGUAAGUCGUAUUCAGUAGCACCACCACUGGCAGAUAUUGCAUUGAGAAACAUUUGGAAUUUGGACAUGGCAUUAGACGUAAAUACUCGAACUGAAACAGUUGAAUUAUUGAGUCGUGAAGCUGACUGCCUAAAACACAAACUUGAAGAAGAAAGAAAAAAACUUAACGAUGUGACAUUGGCAAAUGUUGCGGAACGAUUAGAAGAAGUUACAUUUCUAAAUAUAAAACCUAGACGCUUGUUAAAAGGAAACCAAGCUAAAAUGUUAUGUUGUGAUUGGUCUCCGGAUAAACGGCAUAUUGUUUCAUCUUCACAGGAUGGUAAAUUACUAAUUUGGGAUGCAUUUACAUCUGCAAAAGAACAAACUGUUACAAUGCCAACUACUUGGGUGAUGGCAUGUGCCUAUUCACCAUCAGGCAACUUGGUUGCAUGCGGUGGAUUGGAUAACAAAGUAACAGUGUUCAAUAUAUCCAAUCCUGAGGAAGAUCCGUCUGCCAAAAAGAAAACUGUUGGUACACAUACAAAUUUCAUGUCAUGUUGCUUAUUUCCAAAUUCAGAUCAACAGAUUUUGACUGGUAGUGGAGAUGCUACUGCUGCACUUUGGGAUGUUGAGUCAGGUCAAAUGUUACAAUCUUUCCACGGCCAUACAGGUGACAUAAUGUCCAUUGAUUUGUCUCCAUCAGAAAUUGGCAAUACUUUUAUAUCAGGUAGUUGUGACAAAAUGUUACUAUUGUGGGAUAUGAGAACUGGUCAAAGUGUUCAAUCAUUUGAAGGUCAUCUUUCUGACAUAAAUAGUGUUAAAUAUCAUCCAAGUGGAGACGCUGUAGCAUCUGGAUCAGAUGAUUCUACAUGUCGAAUGUAUGACUUAAGAGCAGACAAAGAAGUUGCUGUAUAUUCAAAAGAAAGUAUUUUGUUUGGAGUUAAUUCUAUAGACUUUUCAGUCAGCGGUAGAAUAUUAUUUGGUGGCUAUACAGAUUAUACAAUAAAUGCUUGGGAUAGCUUAAAAUGUGAAAGAGUGAGUUUGUUAUAUGGACAUGAAAAUCGAGUUACAAGUAUAAAACUUUCACCUGAUGGAACAGCAUUAGCUUCUGCCAGUUGGGAUGCUUCUUUACGUGUAUGGGCAUAA